Molecule: messenger RNA, 1182 nt
Organism: Thlaspi arvense
Lineage: Eukaryota; Viridiplantae; Streptophyta; Magnoliopsida; Brassicales; Brassicaceae
Source: the annotation of a GenBank genome assembly
AUGGCGGUUUUCGGUGGCGCUAAUUUGGGCUCCGUUUCGUUCUCCUCUCAUCUAUUCGACCAACAGUCUUGUUUUCUCUCUUGCCCUCUUAGACUUCUUCCUUCAUCAUCGUCUUCUUCCUCUUCGUCUUCUUCACAUAGAAAUUCUCUCCUCUGCGUCGUCAAAUCCUUUUCGGGUUCCGUCACCGCCGACACUGACACGAAUUCCGAUCAAUCCUCCGUCCUUUCCGCCUCCGAUUCUCUUCUCCGGGAUACCUCCGCCGAUGCCGGACCUGCUCGGAUUUCUAGCGAUUGGAAGACGGCGAAGGCUUAUUGUAAGAGUGGAGACACAUUCGAAGGUGAAGUCGAAGGCUUUAAUGGCGGAGGCUUGCUUGUUCGUUUUCAUUCUCUUGUUGGUUUUCUUCCUUAUCCACAGUUAAGCCCUUCACGUUCUUGUAAAGAGCCUCAGAAAAGCAUUCAUGAGAUAGCCAAGACUUUGGUCGGUUCAACACUUUCUGUUAAGGUUGUUCAAGCUGAUGAGGAGAAUAGAAAGUUGAUUUUAUCUGAGAAGUUAGCACUAUGGCCAAAAUAUUCACAAAACGUUAACGUCGGUGAUGUAUUCACCGGAAGAGUAGGUUCUGUUGAGGACUAUGGUGCCUUUAUCCACUUACGCUUCGAUGAUGGUCUUUAUCAUCUAACCGGACUAGUGCAUGUCUCUGAAGUCUCUUGGGAUUAUGUUCAAGAUGUUAGAGAUGUUCUACGUGACGGUGAUGAGGUUCGAGUCAUAGUCACAAAUGUUGACAAAGAGAAAUCAAGGAUUACACUAUCAAUCAAACAAUUGGAAGAUGAUCCUCUUCUAGAAACAUUGGACAAAGUGAUUUUGAAGGACAGCUCUACUGGAUCUCCUUCGCUGAGUUCCAACAAUGGGGAUACAAUUGAACCUCUUCCAGGUCUUGAAACAAUACUUGAAGAACUAUUACAGGAAGAAGGGAUAGAAGCAGUGAGAAUCAAUCGGCAAGGAUUUGAGAAGAGAGUGGUUUCACAAGACUUACAACUUUGGCUCUCAAAUACACCGCCUUCUGAAGGGAAGUUUGUUCUUCUUGCACGUGCGGGAAGACAGGUGCAAGAGAUACACUUGACGACGUCUCUAGAUCAACAAGGAAUCAAGAAAGCUUUACAGCGAGUACUAGAACGCGUCCCCUAA